CAAUAUCGUCCAGAAACAACAAUGCCCUAAAACCCUUCCUGUCCCCUUCCGUUCUCCUCCCUUCGAAGCUGGGAAAUCUCUUUCCCGACCACCAAUCUCGAUCCAUCAUCAGUCGUUCAGACCCUUCAUCUCUCAUUUUCUCAUUUGGUCUUUCAGCGUCUUCUUCGGUCAUGUUGGUGUCUAGGGUUUUUUCUCGCGCUUGGAGGGGCGCGUGCCGAAGCGCCUUGCUCCUUCCACCUUCGCUGAACAAGCCCUCGCCCGUUCUCUCCAAUCAAUUUGAUGCGCUUUCGCCCGACACCCCAUGUAAGGCUCUCGUGUUAAAUCAUUCGACAUUUAGUUCUUCGUUGCUUCGUCGGUUUGGAAUUUCUUCCUCUGCAUCACCUGAACCUAGUGAGAAGGAUCAGGGGAGCACUGGGGAAAAGAACGGUGCGUCCACCGAUGCACCUAAAGCGGUUGAAACUAAAGUGCCCAACCAGGCAGGAAAUUCAGGUUCGGAGGGAGACGAGGAGCUCUCUAUGGACGACUUGGUGAAACUUGUGUCAGAAAAGGAAGAACUAUUGAAGAUGAAACAUAAACAGAUAGACGAAAUGCAAGAUAAAGUUCUUCGAACCUAUGCUGAAAUGGAGAACGUCAUGGACAGAACUAGGCGAGAAGCGGAGAAUGCAAAGAAAUAUGCCAUACAGAGUUUUGCGAAAAGCUUGCUGGAUGUUGCAGACAAUUUGGGUAGAGCCUCUUCAGUUGUCAUGGAAAGUUUUGCAAAAAUUGAUGCUUCAAAAGAUACUACUGGAGCUGUUCCGCUUUUGAAAACCCUUCUGGAAGGUGUUGAAAUGACUCAGAAGCAGCUUUUGGAGGUGUUCAAAAAAUCUGGGAUUGAGAAAUAUGAUCCUGUCAAUGAACCAUUCGACCCACAUAGGCACAAUGCAGUAUUCCAAUUGCAAGAUGAUUCGAAACCUCCAGGCACAGUUGCUGUUGUUCUGAAGCCGGGGUACAUGCUAUAUGAGCGAGUUCUUCGUCCUGCUGAGGUUGGCGUAACUCAAGCAGCGGAAAAUGACACCCAAGGAUAAUAAUACAAACUGAGAAAGUCUCUCAAGCAUAAAGAGGUGGCUGGGUUGUGGAAUCCGAAGCCCGACUCCAAGAGCAAUGGCUGUGAACUCGCAUCUUCAUCUUAAAGAGGUCUUGUUCUGUUUGAAAAUUUUGCAUCCGGCAGAGGGGACAAAAAAUUAUAGCAGUUUUCGCACUGGCUGUCGAUAAGAUUUAUCCGAGAAACUACGAAGGGGCAUUUAUUUUGCUUUACCUUAAGUCCUGAUCAGUGACUAAUAAUUAUGUAUCCCGAACUUGUACAUGUGUACAUCGUAUGGCAGGGUUAGCUUUGAACUGAA
Syzygium oleosum is the source of this 1379-nucleotide messenger RNA. Its product is annotated as grpE protein homolog 2, mitochondrial-like. NCBI's taxonomy places the organism in Eukaryota, Viridiplantae, Streptophyta, Magnoliopsida, Myrtales, Myrtaceae. Gene Ontology annotation, molecular function: protein homodimerization activity; protein-folding chaperone binding; adenyl-nucleotide exchange factor activity. Gene Ontology annotation, biological process: protein folding; protein import into mitochondrial matrix. The coding region runs from base 171 to 1064 and encodes 297 amino acids. The transcript is spliced from 6 exons. Gene Ontology annotation, cellular component: PAM complex, Tim23 associated import motor. The record is from RefSeq and is a predicted model, not a curated record.